Molecule: messenger RNA, 2573 nt
Organism: Coffea eugenioides
Lineage: Eukaryota; Viridiplantae; Streptophyta; Magnoliopsida; Gentianales; Rubiaceae
Product: putative pentatricopeptide repeat-containing protein At4g17915
Exons: 4
Coding region: 178-1551 (457 amino acids)
Molecular function (GO): protein binding
Source: RefSeq, a predicted model, not a curated record
CAUGGGAACAAGGGAAGAACGAAAAGGGCUCUGUGAAUCUGCAAUAAAAACCCAUUCACGAGAUUUGUUUGCUUGUAGAUUUUUGGCACAUGUGAAAGCUGGUGUUCUUGCAGAAAUCUUCAGCUUAGAUAACUCAUUCUAGGCCUCGGGGUUCCUAUGAUGGAUGAGUUGUAAAGAAUGUUCAAGAUAUUAUCAACCACGUCAUUAAACAUAUGUAUUGCUUCACUUUGUAGAGUUAAAAAUUUGAAGAAUGCCGAAGCAGUUUUGAUAGAUGGUAUUAGAGUUGGAAUACUACCUGAUGUGGUUACAUACAAUACACUGAUUGAUGGAUACUGUCGUCUAUUUGGCAUUGAUUCUGGUUAUUCAGUUCUUGGUAGAAUGAGGGAAGCCGGGAUACACCCGAAUGUCAUUACAUACAACACUUUGUUGUCUUGUGCAAGUAGAUAUAGGUUGUUGUACCAAUCUCUUGAUAUAUUUGAUGAAAUGCUUCAAAUGGGCAUUCUUCCUGAUGUUUGGAGUUACAAUAUAUUGAUGCAUUGCUUUUUCAAGGCGGGGAAACCAGAUGAGGCUUACAGGGUUUUUAAAGAUAUAUUUUUGAGGAGUAUUUAUCCUUCUCCAGCCACAUUUAAUAUCAUGUUCACUGGACUUUGCAAGAAUUGGUAUACGGAUAAUGCUCUUAUGUUACUUCGGAAUUUGCAGCGUAAUGGAUUUAGGCCUGAGUUGGUAACUUAUAACAUUCUUAUUGAUGGGCUAUGUAAGUCGGGAAAGUGGAGGACGGUGAAAGGGCUUCUGAAGGAAAUAUUGGAUUAUGGCCAUAUUCCAAAUGCCAUAACUUACACUACGGUUAUGAAAUGUUGCUUCAAAAAUAAAAUGUUCAAUGAAGGGCUUGAGAUUUUUUCAGAAAUGAAGGCGAAAGGAUAUACUUUCGAUGGCUUUGCUUACUGCACGGUCGCUGGUGCUUUACUUAGAACUGGUAGAAUAGAAGAGGCAAAUCAAUGCAUGGGAAACAUGUUUAGAAGUGGUAUUGAUCUUGACAUGGUGUGUUAUAAUACCCUAAUUAAUUUGUAUUGCAAGGAAGGUAAGUUGGAAGAUGCCUUUGGGUUGUUGGAUGAGGUAGAAAAGAUGGGAUUGGAAUGUGACAUUUACACCCACACUAUUUUGAUUGAUGGGUUGUGCAAAGCAGGUAAUAUACAGGGUGCCCAGCGACAUUUAAAGUACUUGAAUAAGAUGGGCUUUAGAACAAAUUUGGUUGCUUUCAAUAGUUUUAUUGAUGGAUUGUGUAAACUUGGUCAGAUUGAGUAUGCAAUGCAGGUGUUCGAAUCCAUGAAAGUGAAGGAUGAGUUUACUUAUUCCUCCAUUGUGCAAGGACUUUGCAGUGCUGGAAGAUUUCAUUUGGCUGCUAGGCUACUCCUAUCCUGUGUUAGAAGUGGAGUGAGAAUUUUAAGGUCUGAUAAAAAGGCUGUUAUUCGUGGUCUUCGUUUUACAGGCUUUGGUCCUCAAGCUAAGAAGAUCCAGUCAAAUAUUCGCUUGGCCAAGUUACUGCACUAUUGAUGUGUUGUGGAGAUAAAAAUUUUGUAUCUGCAAAAGAGAUUAUUCCUGUGCUGGCUGGAAAUUCGGGGUUCAUACUUUUUAUGAAAGUGAACCAACAGUCCACCUUGUAAUUUAUUUGAAAUGACUACUCUACUUAUGAGUUAUGACCAGCAGAUUGACAUUAUGGUACAGAGAAGCAAUUUCCUUCACCAUCCUUAUUGCUUAAAGAGAGAAGCAAUUUUCUUCACCAUGCUAACAAACUUAAAGGCCUGACGAGAGUUGGAAGCUGGACAACUAUUUUCUCUGAAAUUGUGGACAACUUGCUCUAUGUUGUUGAGCAACUGAAGGCAAUUAAAGUUGACUAAUUUAGCAUCAAAAGACAAUAUCAUGGUUCGGAAAUAAAAACAAUUGCAUUUUGGGAUCUGUCACUUUCUGGGAAAUUAAAGAAAGGAAAACAAUUGAAGUAAGCUGGCAUUGUUAAUACUGGAUUUUGUAUAUCCUUCAGGCUAACACAUAUGCUGAAAAGGGUGUAACAGCUCAAAACUGUUGUCACAUAUUUUCUGUCAUGGAUACUGGUGCCACUCAAAACUUAUUGCACUCUUAAGAUAUGUUCUCCUUUUGGUAUGGGUUCAUAUUCUCAAGGGGCUGGCUCUAAACUGAACACGGACUGUUUUAGCGCGGCUCUCCAUUUUUGUCACUGAAAUCGGGUUCUAGGUUCAUUUCUCAUAUGUGAUCUCAGUCGCACAAUGCAGUAAUGGCCUUGAUAAUUAUCGAAGGUUAAACAAGGAAAAGGAUCCGAAGAAUGGUUUUAGCCAUCAAGGAAGUACUGAUGUGUCAAUGUUCUGCAUCCAAAAUGCACAUGUCAACAUGUAAUGAUACACAAUCUGUGCAUAUAACAUUUGCCUUGCAGUAGAAACUUUGGUAGGGAAUCGCAAGUCAGAAUGCAAAACUGUACUUGUCCAUGAAAUUGAUGGUUUUUUUGUCCUUUGAUUGGGAUUAUUUCCUAAAUGAAACAAAACAAGGAAAUCCAGUGUUGCUCGUUA